Molecule: messenger RNA, 3662 nt
Organism: Lineus longissimus
Lineage: Eukaryota; Metazoa; Nemertea; Pilidiophora; Heteronemertea; Lineidae
Product: ATP-dependent zinc metalloprotease YME1L-like
Exons: 15
Coding region: 138-2384 (748 amino acids)
Biological process (GO): protein quality control for misfolded or incompletely synthesized proteins; mitochondrion organization
Cellular component (GO): mitochondrial inner membrane
Molecular function (GO): ATP hydrolysis activity; metalloendopeptidase activity; ATP-dependent peptidase activity
Source: RefSeq, a predicted model, not a curated record
AGCCCUGUGCAAUGCACGUACACGUAAAACCCCAUAUGAACAGGUCUUACAGGAACAUCCUUGAAUAAAUGGGUUAUGAAACAGCGUAAAACUACACAUGUACUGCAAGAUUUGUCCAUGAACUACCAGUUAUCGUGAUGUUUGCAAUUACUAAUCAACCCCAGUUUGCAAUCCCUGUUGUGAACUUGGCUGCAAUCGCUAAUUCACGGAUAUUUGGAAGUAAAGCGAUUUCAAAGAAGUUUCAGCACAACAGUCGCAGUCAGCGGUAUGAAGAAACCACGGCACUAGCACCAGAGGAGAUAGAACGGGUAAAAUCUUGCCUCCGUGAUCUCGGCUUUGAAGAAUCAGAUCAUGAACUCGCCAAGAAGUUACAAGCUCCAAUUCUGUCAGUUAUAGAGAAGGGGACAAAACUAGAACAGUUUUCUGAUCUUGUCAAGUCGUGUACUUCCUCAGAUACCUUCUAUGAGAAUAAAAAUGGUUUUCCGGAGGACCUCAGCAAGUUUUCACAAUCUAGUUUUAACAGUGCACUUGCAUCAACCUGCCAUACCAUUCUUCACUCCUUGGCCAAGCCGAAUUAUUGUUCACAUCAGUCCCGUCGAUCUUUUUCACAACAUCCUACUCGAGGUUUUAAAACGAAGCGAUCGACCUCAGCUGAGGGAUUGGGAGGCCACAAGAAGAAAGAAGAUGAGGGUUUCAGCUACAUGCUGAAGGGAUCAAUAUUUGACAAAAGUGAAAAAUCAAAAACGACCGACAAGCUGAAGAGCAUGCUACAAGAGUAUGAAACAUCACCUGAAUUGCAAGAAAAGUUAAAGAUUGCGUUUGCAGAGGGCUACACAACACAUGAGAAGAAGAGUGGCGACACGAAGUCGUCUUGGACGACUAAGCUUCUCCGUGGCUUCAUGUAUGCUAUAGGCUUCUACUGCAUCAUCCAACUGAUCCAGGUUUUCAGUACUGUUGGGGGCAGUAUGCGAGGUCUGGGCGUGUUGAACCGAGAGCAAUAUGAAGUCAACCCUGAAGAAAUCACAGUGGGUUUUGAUGAUGUGCGUGGGGCUGAUGAAGCAAAGCAAGAGUUACAAGACGUGGUCGAGUUCUUGAAAAAUCCAGAGAAGUUCACGACACUUGGUGCCAAGCUGCCCAAGGGUGUGUUACUGGUGGGGCCACCUGGUGUGGGCAAGACGCUGUUAGCCCGAUCCGUCGCUGGAGAAGCUGGUGUACCAUUCUUUCAUGCAUCCGGGUCCGAGUUUGAUGAGAUAUUUGUUGGUACUGGUGCCAAGAGGGUGCGACAGUUGUUUGGUGCAGCCAAGAUGCGCUCCCCUUGUGUUGUGUUCAUAGAUGAAAUCGACACAGUCGGAGCAAAGAGAACGAGUUCCCAGAUUCAUCCCUACGCUAAUCAGACGAUAAAUCAGUUACUGUCAGAGAUGGACGGAUUCUCACAGAAUGAGGGAGUGAUUGUGUUAGGUGCAACUAAUAGGCAAGAUAAUUUAGACAAGGCGUUAUUGCGGCCUGGUCGUUUUGACGUAGAGGUACGGGUUUUUGCACCAGAUCUGAAGGGACGUCGUGAUAUAUUAAAUCUCUACCUUAGUAAAGUUAAAAGUGAGGAUAACGUGGAUAUAGAGAAGCUGGCGCGUGGAACGACAGGGUUCACUGGUGCAGACUUGGAGAAUCUAGUGAACCAGGCCGCCCUGAAGGCAGCAAUGGAUGAAGCCACUGGCAUCGCCACACAUCAUCUGGAGUUCGCUAGAGACAAGGUCAUGAUGGGGCCAGCAAAGAAAAGUCGCAUUCCUGAUGAAGAAAUCAACCUGCUGACAGCCUACCAUGAAGCUGGCCACACUCUGGUGGCAUACUUUACCAAAGAUGCCAUGCCAAUACAUAAAGUUACGAUUGUGCCGCGUGGAAUGUCACUAGGGCAUACUGCAUUUGUACCAGAGAAAGAGGAAUACAAUCGAACCAGAUCACAGCUUCUGGCGCAGAUGGAUGUGGCGAUGGGUGGACGAGUUGCUGAGGAGCUGAUUUAUGGUUUAGAGAAGGUCACAACAGGUGCAUCAAAUGAUUUUCAGUCAGCCACUGGCAUAGCAACAGCAAUGGUGAAACAGUUUGGCAUGUCGGAGAAGGUCGGAGUAAGAGUGUUCCACGAUGACGCUGUGGAUAGCGGCUUAUCAAUGCUGAAAGUAAACGAGGUGUCACCUGCUACCACUGAACUUGUAGAUAAUGAGAUCAAGAGGUUCCUUGGGGAAUCUUACGAAAGAGCACGAAAUAUCCUAAAGACACAUUCAGCUGCCCAUAAGGAAAUCGCCCAAGCUUUAAUGAAAUAUGAAACACUGGAUCUGGAGGACGUUAAAAUGAUUGUCGAAGGGAAAAAAAUACAGAAAGAAGGCCUGCCUUAGGAAUGUUUCUGUUAAUGAUAUGGUAUGAAUGGACAUUGUAUUAUUGUUUAGUUGAAAUAUACCUCUUCCCAAAGUCGGGUGAUUUUUGUGAUUCAAUUCAUUGCUUCACCAUGCUUACAACACUUUACGAUGGCACCACUUUUAACAAGCAAACAUAGGUAAACAACUGUCACUGAUCUCUGCAACUUUUCUUAGUGAAAAACCGUUGCAAUUGUGAUUUCAAUCUGUAGACAUGGGUACAAGGUUUUGGCAAUCAUUGGAGCUUCUUACAUGUUUUAUCAUAAUGUUUUGCACCGGUUUUAAAAAAUCACGUUCAGAUUGCAAAUGUUUGAUAGCUUGACAACAAACAUGCAUUGGGUAAAUAUCUGUGAAUGGUUUGCCUUAGUACAUGUACAUGUGCAGUAUGUUUGAGUAUGUAUAGUGAAAUACAACCUUUGAUGUACUUGUACUUGUUUUGCUCUAAACAUGUUGAGGCAGUGGAAAUGUGAAGUAUUUGAGCUGUUGUAUUGUAUAUUUGAUUCAUAUCAGGGUUGCAGUCAAUCGAGAUGAAUCAUGUUCACCAUUACAUGGUCUCGGUAGUGGACAGAAGAACCACGAUCAUCCUCUGGCAGCCUGAGCCCAGUUGCAAAGAACUUGACUGAGUUAGGGAGGCUUUUCCUGAACGAGCUUAUAGUACAUGUAGUUCUUAUAAGAUGCACGUUUUAUUCUCAUAUGGUGAUGCUACGUGACGCCCUGUGGAUGUUUUAUUUACUUCUGAAAAUAUUUAGUUGAGAGCAAAGCAUGGAGUUUACUUUGGCUCUUAAAACAAUAUUUGGGCAAUUUGUACUGCACUGGUACUUGUUGGGGGCAGGUGAGGUCCCCAAGGAAACAUACACUUUCAUAGGGUCACAAUCUCAAUCACAUGAGUCUGUACCUAACCGACCAGGAUAUUGAACCAGGGAGAUCAGGACUUGGACAAGGACCUGUGUUUCCACUGGACCAGUCCGACAGCACAUAUUCGUAUCUUCAUUACAAGUAAAUGUAUAUAUACACAUGUAAACUGAGUAUGGAACUACUUCAGAGCAAUAUUUUUCUGGCUGGACCAAAAGUUCCUUUCUUUCGAAGUGCCGAGGUAUCAAAAUUGUGGGAUGGUUCUGAAUUUGCCUGCACUCAUGCAUUUGCUUUGUGACUGAAAAGCUUUGUUUAAAGUGAUUGAAAUUGGUCUCCAUGUAGCCUUCAUCUCAGAUCUCCUCCAGAUGUAAGGAAUUCUCUGGUCCGUAAUAAAGUGAUACAAUAAUA